Molecule: messenger RNA, 1993 nt
Organism: Hyaena hyaena (striped hyena)
Lineage: Eukaryota; Metazoa; Chordata; Mammalia; Carnivora; Hyaenidae
Product: hyaluronidase PH-20-like
Exons: 4
Coding region: 349-1938 (529 amino acids)
Biological process (GO): fusion of sperm to egg plasma membrane involved in single fertilization; hyaluronan catabolic process; carbohydrate metabolic process
Cellular component (GO): acrosomal vesicle
Molecular function (GO): hyalurononglucosaminidase activity
Source: RefSeq, a predicted model, not a curated record
UCCCGUCAUAAAUUAGCCUGAUCCUUAGUCGACAGCCACUCUGAUUUCCUGUUUUCCUUGUCUCAGGUGAGAAUCCUAGGGCACUUCUGCUCUCCUCUGUUCUUGGUGAAGAGAUAAGUACAACUACUGCCUGCUCGUCUCAUUUUCAAGGUUAUAGAUGAAGCAACUUGCAAAGCAUUCUUGUAACAUGAAGCAAGAAGAAUAAUAUUUAAAAGUAACCCAAUCAUUAUACGUCAAUACCGUCAAUGUAGCUUCAUUCCACUAUCUUUUCUGUGCUUAUAUCUUGCAUGAAAUAUUGGAUAAGCCAAAGUGUGUAGGAAGAAAUUUUCCUAGUCCUUAAUCUUUGCAAUGGGAAUGCUCAUGUUCAGGCAUAUCUUCUUUAAGAACUUUGUCAAGUCCAGUGGAGCAACACAGGCAGUGUUUACAUUCCUUCUGAUUCCAUGUUGCUUGACUCGGGAUUUCACGGCACCCCCUUUAAUCCCAAGUAUUUCUUUCCUCUGGGGCUGGAAUGUCCCAGCUGAACGCUGUGCUUCAAAGUAUAAUGUACAGCUAGAUCUGAGCCUUUUUUCUCUAACAGGAAGCCCCCUAAAAAGUGCCACUGAACAAGCCAUUACAUUAUUUUAUAAUGAUAGACUUGGCUACUAUCCUCACAUAAUUGAAAAGACUGGCAAAAGUGUGCAUGGAGGAAUCCCUCAGUUGGGAUCCUUACGAAAGCACUUGGAGAAAGCCAAGGCAGACAUUUCCCAUUACAUACCGACACAAGGCCUGGGCUUGGCUAUCAUUGACUGGGAAGACUGGAGGCCUCUCUGGGCAAGAAACUGGAAACCUAAAGAUAUUUACAAGAAUCUGUCUAUUGACUUGGUUCAGCAACAUGAACAACUUAAUGAAACAGAAGCCGCCAGGAGAGCCAAAGUAGAAUUUGAAAACUCAGGAAAGUGUUUCAUGCUAACGACUUUAAAAUUGGGAAAAUUCCUUCGACCAAAUUAUUUAUGGGGUUACUAUCUUUUUCCUGAUUGCUACAAUCAUAAUAGUAGAAACCCCAAUUACAAUGGAAGUUGCCCUCAAAUAGAAUAUAAAAGAAAUGAUGAGCUCAACUGGUUGUGGAAUGCAAGCACAGCCCUUUUCCCAUCUAUUUACUUGAGUAGCAAAUUAAAAUCUUCUCCAAAUGCCCCUCUCUUUGUCCGUAAUCGUGUUCAAGAAGCCAUUCGGGUUUCUAAAGUACCCAGUGCUAAACAACCAAUUCCAAUUUUUGUAUAUACCCGUCCAGUUUUUACUGACUUGGAUUUGAAAUAUCUUUCUGAGGAUGACCUUGUGAAUACAAUUGGUGAAACUGUUUCUCUGGGUGUCUCUGGAAUAAUAAUAUGGGGAAGUCUCAAUUUAAGCCAAAAUGUGCAAUCUUGCACAGAGCUUGACAGUUACAUGAAGAAUAAAUUGAAUCCUUACUUAAUCAAUGUCACCCUAGCAGCCAAAAUGUGUAACCAAGUGCUUUGCCAUGAGCAAGGAGUGUGUGCAAGGAAAAAUUGGAAUUCAAACGACUAUCUUCACCUGAACCCAGACAGUUUUACUAUUGAACUUGAGAAAAGUGGAAACUACACAGUACAUGGGCAACCCACACUUGAAGACCUGCAGGAAUUUUCUGAAAAAUUUUAUUGCCUUUGUUAUGCCAAUGUCAACUGUAAGGAGAGAGUUGAUAUGACUAAGAUUCAUACUGUUAAAGUAUGUGUGGCUGAAUAUAUUUGUAUAGAUGUCUUUCUAAAUGCAAGUCCCAGUGAUUAUCGUUCAAGUUGGAGAAAGAAACAUGGCACUCUUGGCAAUAUCUUAUCCUCCAUCCAACCUGCUACAGCGUCUCCUUGUGUUCCUGGCCAAGAUCUCAGUAGGUGUCGCAAAGCCAGAUUUAUACUAGAAGCCAACUCCAAAACCACCCAAGUGGGCUAUUAGAUUGUAUAUAUUCAAAACAAACAAACAAAAAAUAAAACAACCUCUUCAAGUACAA